AAAGUUUUUCUACUCUAUUGAACGCGCAAAAUUGUUGUAUUUUUUAAAGAAUUUCUAUAAACUUUGCGCGCUCUACAAUUCAAAUAGUGUUAAUUGUUCAAACAGCUUUAUGUUCUAGUGGAUGUGGUGAUUAUUUGUGUUUUGCAGUUAAACAUGACUUCCCCAAAGGAGAGCUCAACACAACAGGAUCAGACUAGCUUACAAUGUCUAGAUUGCGGGGGACAGUUAAUCCUUCAGAAGAAUUGCAACGAUGCCGAUACUAGCGAGAAGAAUCACCAACUCUUCAAUUGUAACACCUGCGAAUUGCGCAUGGAAAUACACGUUGAAGAUGACUUACCAAAGAAUGGCACUGAAAAACGCUUUCAGUGCAAUAUCUGCAAUCAAUUCUAUGCGACACCAGUAACACUAAAAGUGCACCGAUUGCUGCACACAACCGGCAAGACUGAGCUGUGCGAUUAUUGUGGCGCCAGUUUUAAAACACGAGGUCAAUUGAAGAUACACCGGCGCGUUCAUACGGGUGAAAAGCCGUAUAAAUGUAAUGAAUGUGAUAAAUCUUUUCCAUACAGGGAAAGUCUUAUAACACACUCCACGGUACAUACGGGCAUCAAACCCUUCCUGUGCGUCGAGUGCAAUGCGCGGUUUUCUUGCAUUGGAAAUCUUCUGAAGCAUCGAAAACUGCGCCCAACUAAGUGUGGUUUGGACAGCAUUCCUAUCCGACAAAUAGGGCCACGACCGAAUAAAAAUACAAUGCCAAGUUUAACCGAUCGUCAUGACAAACAGACGCAACCUAAACGGCGGCCAAAAGUAAUAAGUCCACGCCAAACAACUGACCCGACGGAUGUAAUGGAAUCAAAUGAGACUAUUGAAGUAUUUCAGAAUGAAGCGUAUUCAUCUUCUGAACAGGACGGAGAAACCGCUAAUGUUCCAACUGAUUUAAGUCACGAACAGAUAUUUGCCAAAAAAGAGGAAUCUAUAGAGGACAAUGAAGCCAUUAGCUGUGACCAUUUGUUUGUCGAUAAAGAGGAACAGAAUCAUUCAAUUACUGAGAAUGAACUUAAAAGCAUGGAAACUUCGGAAGGAAAAGCAAAUAUCGCAGAUGGUUCUAACAGUUACACACAGGAAAGGGAAAGUUCUGUCGAUACCUUUUCCGAUAAUGACGAAAAAGAAUUAUGGGAAUAUGUCCAUGUUGAACCUGAACAGUCGAGCGAUUCAUCUGCGGAAGCAAAACCAAACAAAAGAACCAACAAAAGCCAUAUGAAACAAACAUCAUUCGAAUCUCUUGAACAGCUGUUAGACACGCCGAACGAAGAGUCGAUUCGGCAAGAAAAGGAACAAUUGAAGUUAUUGCACGAUCUAUCGGAACCAGUCGAUGAGCUCUACCGUUGUAAGCUUUGCCCGCAACAGUACACCACACUGUACCUGAUGGCGCGUCAUUUAGAACGGUUGCACAGUGUGGCGCUGGAACGAGCCCGCGAUAAAUUGCAGUACAUAAAAAAUACCACCAAAUCUGAAAGGCGAUAUCGCUGCAAUUACUGUGACCAGGCGUACGUCAAUCGCACGUGUUUGGAAAAGCACAUCCGUAGGCAUGGGCCGGAUGGUUGUUUGAGAUGCAAAUGUGCCUGCUGUGACGUGUAUUUCAUGACGCAGGAAGAAACGCGCCAACACGAACUGGAGCAGCAUCGCGACCGAUUGGAAUGUAAAGUUUGCCGGAAGCUGUUCAAAAAACCCGACCAAGUUCUUCGCCAUACGCGGUACGCGCACAACUCGACCGGGAAAGACCGCAACAAAUAUAUAUGCUCGCAAUGUUCGAAGAAUUUCCCCUCGAGAAUUGCGCUGUCCGAUCACGAACGUGGCGGCUGUGGCAAAUCACCCAUCUAUCCGUGUGAUAAAUGUGACAAGCGGUAUUCAAGCUACAACUCACUGAAGAUGCACCAAACGGUGCACGAAAAUCAACUACCAUUCAUGUGUAGCUUCUGUGGGAAAACGUUUCGCACCAAGGGCCAACAAAAGGUGCACGAACGUUCCCAUACGGGCGAGAAACCGUUCCAGUGUGACAAGUGCACGCGUGCAUAUUCGUACCGGGAAUCAUUGGUUGUGCAUCUCAGUACCCAUACGGGUGUAAUGCGUUACGGAUGUAAGGAUUGCGAUCAAAGAUUUACCUGCAUAACCAACUUGCAAGCACAUCGAAGGGUACAUCACAGGUGACGGGAUGUCAGUACGGUUUAGCUAGAAAUGAGCCAUAAUGCCAGUGAAAAUUAAAAAUGAAUCGAGUUGAUAAACGAUCUUCCUUUAAUCACCAUGGGUAGUAGGCAAUACAUCCGGGAGGUUCGGGAACAGAAGAUGCUUCAAUACCAAAAGUUAUCAUGAUCAUGAUCUGUGAGUGAGACUGAACGGGAACUUAGGAGGAUGUUCUGAAUCAUCAAGAACAAUUCUGUUUUAUACUCUGGUACUUCUUGUGAAAUAGGCUAGUACGGUCAAUUUAAUUUGUGUUAUAUUUGUUUUGAAUUGCAUCGUUCUUUCUAAUAAAAAAAAUAAUUGUGCGUCCAGAACCAACAGAACUGGACGGAUU
This is a messenger RNA of Anopheles moucheti, 2569 nucleotides long. It is a transcript of the gene zf30C, whose product is annotated as zinc finger protein 845. Gene Ontology annotation, molecular function: DNA-binding transcription factor activity, RNA polymerase II-specific; RNA polymerase II transcription regulatory region sequence-specific DNA binding. The transcript has 8 exons. Lineage: Eukaryota; Metazoa; Arthropoda; Insecta; Diptera; Culicidae. Bases 154 to 2205 code for a protein of 683 amino acids. Gene Ontology annotation, cellular component: nucleus. The record is from RefSeq and is a predicted model, not a curated record. Gene Ontology annotation, biological process: regulation of transcription by RNA polymerase II.